Lycium ferocissimum is the source of this 1213-nucleotide messenger RNA. RefSeq names its product receptor kinase-like protein Xa21. Gene Ontology annotation, biological process: protein phosphorylation. The record is from RefSeq and is a predicted model, not a curated record. Gene Ontology annotation, molecular function: ATP binding; protein kinase activity. The transcript has a single exon. NCBI's taxonomy places the organism in Eukaryota, Viridiplantae, Streptophyta, Magnoliopsida, Solanales, Solanaceae. The annotation marks the transcript as partial.
CCUUCCACGCCAAGAAAAUAUACAAUUAGAGAUAUAUGCAGAAGAUUAUCGUACUUUGAACUUGCACAAGCUACUGGUGGAUUUAGCCAAUGCAAUUUGAUCGGGUCUGGGAGUUACAGUUCUGUAUACAAAGGAGUUCUUGCCAACGGAAUGGUUUUAGCUGUUAAAGUUUUCAAAUUGCAGUUAGAAGGCACUUUCAGUAGCUUCUACACAGAAUGUGAAGUACUACGUAGCCUCAGACAUCGAAAUCUCACCAAAGUCAUCACUAGUUGUUCUAACCCUGAUUUUAAGGCAUUGGUGCUUGAAUACAUGUCCAAUGGGAGCCUUGAAGAAUGGUUGCAUUCAAAUGACAAUUUCUUAAAUGACAUUCAGAGAUUGGAUAUUAUGAUAGAUGUAGCGAAUGCGUUAGAGUACCUCCAUCAUGGCUACUCCACUCCCGUGGUCCACUGUGAUAUUAAACCUAGUAACAUCUUACUAGAUGAGGAUAUGACUGCCCAUGUGACUGACUUUGGAGUGUCAAAAUUACUAAGCGAAGGAGAGAGCAUUUCUCAUACAAAGACCCUGGCAACUUCAUUGCACCAGGUAAUGGUUUUAUUUUUCGUUUCUGCAGUUUGACCAAAAAAAAAAAAAAAAAAAAAAAAAACGAAGCUAGUUCUAGAACUUUUAUUACAGGAGCAUUUUGAAAUCUUAUUUGGAAUUGAGGCAGAGUUAAUAUUAUUGUUUUGCAUUUUGGAAUCUUAUUUCUAUAGAGUAUGGACUGCAAGGAGUGGUAUCAACGAAAUCUGAUGUUUAUAGCUUUGGAAUAUUGUUGAUGGAAACUUUUACAAGAAGAAGGCCAAGCAGCGACAUGUUUUCUGGAGACUCGACUCUAAAGUACUGGAUAAGUGGUUCAAUGCCCAGUGACCUAAUUAAGGUCAUUGAUCCUGACUUGCUAAGCGAAGACGAAAAACAUCUCAUGGAGAAGCUAAAAGUGUUUUCAUCUAUCAUGGAAUUGGCUCUGCAUUGUUGUGCAGAAUCACCCGGUGAGAGAAUCAACAUGACAGAUGCUCGUGUGACUCUUGAAAAAGUCAAACUUCAGUUUAUGCAAGUUGGACAAGGGCCUACUGAAUGAACACAAGAUGCAUUCUAGUUUGAUCUGUUGCCUUUUAGAUUAAUGACUAUUCUACUAUUACCCCCUUCAAUUAUAACAUCAAAUGCUCAUAGCUUAGUGGUA